Messenger RNA from Balaenoptera musculus (blue whale), 9132 nucleotides. It is a transcript of the gene BNC2, whose product is annotated as basonuclin 2. The coding region runs from base 226 to 3357 and encodes 1043 amino acids. The record is from RefSeq and is a predicted model, not a curated record. Lineage: Eukaryota; Metazoa; Chordata; Mammalia; Artiodactyla; Balaenopteridae. Gene Ontology annotation, cellular component: nucleus. Gene Ontology annotation, biological process: regulation of DNA-templated transcription. The transcript is spliced from 7 exons.
GGAUACGGCCUGAGAAUCUGCAUUUCUAACAAGCCUCCAGGUGACGCUGAUGUUGCUGGUGCUGAGACCAUACUUUGAGAUUGGAACACAGGAAUCAUUUUUGGAUUCUCCAUACUCUUUUCAGAAGAGGCAGAAGUGGAUGUGAGAGAAAGAGAGACACAGAGAGACAGAGAGCCAAAGAGGGCAAGAGACUUGACUUUAAGAGACUGCUGUACUGACAACUCCAUGCAGUUCGGAACCAGAACGACUCCGGCUGAACCAGGGUUCAUGGGGACAUGGCAAAACGCUGAUACUAACCUCUUAUUCAGAAUGUCCCAACAGGCCAUCCGCUGCACACUGGUGAACUGCACGUGUGAAUGUUUCCAGCCGGGGAAGAUUAACCUGAGGACUUGCGAUCAGUGUAAACAUGGCUGGGUGGCACAUGCCUUGGAUAAGCUCAGCACGCAGCACCUCUACCACCCCACGCAAGUGGAGAUCGUGCAGUCCAACGUGGUGUUUGACAUCAGCAGUCUGAUGCUCUACGGGACGCAGGCGGUGCCUGUGCGGCUCAAGAUCCUGCUGGACCGUCUCUUCAGCGUCCUGAAGCAGGAGGAGGUGCUGCACAUCCUGCACGGCCUGGGCUGGACCCUGCGUGACUACGUCCGGGGGUACAUCCUGCAGGAUGCUGCCGGCAAGGUGCUGGACCGCUGGGCCAUCAUGUCUCGAGAAGAGGAAAUCAUCACCCUUCAGCAGUUUCUGCGGUUCGGAGAAACCAAAUCCAUUGUGGAGCUGAUGGCCAUUCAGGAGAAAGAGGGGCAGGCCGUAGCUGUACCGUCUUCAAAGACAGACUCAGACAUCAGAACUUUCAUUGAGAGCAAUAAUCGCACCAGGAGUCCCAGCCUCCUUGCCCAUCUAGAGAACAGCAACCCUUCCAGCAUUCAUCACUUUGAAAACAUCCCCAACAGCCUCGCCUUCCUGCUGCCAUUCCAGUACAUAAACCCGGUCUCAGCCCCACUGCUAGGAUUGCCUCCGAAUGGGCUGCUGUUAGAGCAACCAGGACUGAGGCUGCGGGAACCCAGCCUUUCGACCCAGAAUGAAUAUAACGAGAGCAGUGAAUCUGAAGUGUCUCCCACACCCUACAAGAACGACCAGACGCCCAAUAGAAACGCCCUGACCAGCAUUACUAAUGUGGAGCCCAAAACUGAGCCAGCCUGCGUGUCCCCCAUUCAGAAUUCCGCCCCGGUCAGUGAUCUGUCCAAAACCGAACACCCAAAAAGCUCAUUCCGGAUCCACCGGAUGAGAAGGAUGGGGUCAGCCUCUAGGAAAGGAAGAGUGUUCUGUAACGCGUGUGGGAAGACGUUCUAUGACAAAGGUACUCUCAAAAUCCAUUAUAACGCUGUUCACCUGAAGAUCAAACAUCGGUGCACCAUCGAAGGUUGCAACAUGGUCUUUAGCUCCCUCCGAAGCCGUAACCGUCAUAGUGCGAACCCUAACCCUCGCCUUCACAUGCCUAUGUUAAGGAAUAACCGAGACAAAGAUUUAAUUCGGGCCACAUCAGGGGCUGCCACCCCCGUCAUAGCAAGUACAAAAUCAAAUCUCACACUCACAAGCCCUGGCCGGCCCCCAAUGGGUUUUACCACUCCCCCACUAGACCCCGUCUUACAGAAUCCUCUCCCUAGCCAGCUGGUGUUUUCUGGGCUAAAGACUGUCCAACCAGUUCCUCCGUUUUAUAGAAGUUUACUCACCCCGGGGGAAAUGGUGAGUCCUCCAACCUCCCUCCCGACCAGUCCCAUCAUUCCAACCAGUGGUACCAUAGAGCAGCUCCCCCCAUUACCCUCUGAGCCAGCAGCGCCAGUAGUGAUGAUGGCCACUCAUGAGCCCAGUGCCGACCUGGCGCCCAAGAAGAAGCCCAGGAAGUCCAGCAUGCCUGUGAAGAUCGAGAAGGAAAUUAUUGAUACUGCCGAUGAGUUUGACGAUGAAGACGACGACCCCAAUGAUGGCGGAGCUGUGGUCAACGAUGGGAGCCAUGACAAUCACUGCCACUCGCAGGAGGAAAUGAGUCCAGGCAUGUCUGUGAAGGACUUUUCUAAGCAUAGCAGGACCCGGUGCAUUUCAAGGACUGAAAUAAGAAGGGCCGACAGCAUGACUUCCGAGGACCAAGAACCUGAGCGGGACUAUGAGAACGAGUCUGAGUCUUCGGAGCCCAAACUCGGUGAGGAAUCCAUGGAAGGGGAUGAGCACAUGCACGGCGAGGUGAGCGAGAAAGUCCUGAUGAACAGUGAGAGGCCGGACGAGAACCACAGUGAGCCCUCUCACCAGGACGUCAUCAAGGUGAAGGAAGAGUUUACAGAUCCCACUUAUGACAUGUUUUACAUGAGCCAGUACGGACUGUACAACGGCGGGGGUGCCAGCAUGGCAGCCCUGCACGAGAGUUUUACAUCAUCUCUGAAUUACGGCAGCCCUCAAAAGUUCUCCCCGGAAGGUGAUCUGUGUUCUAGCCCAGACCCCAAAAUCUGUUAUGUGUGCAAGAAGAGUUUCAAAAGCUCCUACAGCGUGAAGCUUCACUACAGGAACGUUCACUUGAAAGAGAUGCACGUCUGCACGGUGGCUGGCUGCAAUGCCGCCUUCCCCUCUCGCCGAAGCAGAGACAGAAACAGAAAUUUACGGAUGGAAAGAACCAUAGGUCCAGGACAUCGAGACAGCCUGCAUCUCCGUAGACACAGUGCCAACAUCAAUCUCCAUCGUAAACUGUUGACCAAAGAACUCGAUGACAUGGGCCUGGACUCAUCGCAGCCCUCCCUUAGCAAGGACCUCCGGGAUGAAUUUUUGAUGAAGAUCUAUGGUGCCCAGCACCCCUUGGGGCUCGACGUCAGGGAAGACGCCUCCUCUCCCGCGGGGACAGAAGACUCCCACCUGAACGGGUACGGGAGGGGCAUGGCGGAGGACUACAUGGUCCUGGACCUGAGCACCACCUCCAGCCUCCAGUCCAGCAGCAGCAUCCAUUCCUCCAGAGAAUCCGACGCAGGCAGCGACGAGGGGAUUCUCCUGGAUGACAUCGACGGGGCGAGUGACAGCGGGGAGUCGGCGCACAAGGCCGAGGUCCCCACCCUCGCUGGCAGCCUCGGGGCUGACGUUUCAGGAUCUCUGAUGUUCAACAGCUUGUCCGGGAGCAAUGGUGGGAUCAUGUGCAACAUUUGCCACAAGAUGUACAGCAACAAGGGGACCCUGCGAGUGCACUACAAAACCGUGCAUUUGCGAGAAAUGCACAAGUGCAAAGUCCCCGGUUGCAAUAUGAUGUUCUCCUCUGUGCGAAGCCGGAAUCGGCACAGUCAGAACCCUAAUCUCCACAAAAACAUUCCCUUCACUUCAGUAGAUUAGUCUCAGAAAGGACACUACAAAUGCCAGCUCUCACCAGAUGGCCUACGUAUUUGAACUGCCAUAGUCAGUGUGUGCUUGUGUACUUGGGAUGGUGUGUGUGUAUAUGUGUGUGUGUAUACACAUGUAUGCCUCUGUGUCUACGUAUAUAUAUAUAUACACACACACACGUUUUCUUUUCUUUAGAUACAAAAAGAUAAACACUAGGUGCUUUUGAAGUUUUUUUCUCUUUUUCCUUUAUAGGUCGGAUCUUUCAUUGGGGGGUGAAAACAAAGUACCCUUUAAACACAUAUACACACAUACACACAUACAAGCGUGCAACUAGCCCAAAUUUUGACAGAAUAAUAAUUCUUGGUCCUCUCCAAAGAGACAAUUUGUUGUGCCCAUGACUGUUGCCUGCGAAAAAAUAAAAGGGAGGAAAAAAAAAGAAACAAAAAAGGAACUCCUUACAGUUGUCUUUUGUGAACUUUAAGGUUUUGAGAGAAUCUUCAAUUAAAGCAUGGCAGAUUCACCUGUAAAUAUUUAGCCUUGAGAGGCCAAUGAUGUAAAACAGUUGUAUUGAUGGUUGUUUAACUCUCUUGUUUAAUUUUUACAGUUACAUCAGCUGUUAGAUAUACAGGAAACAAAAUAGUUUGCUGGCUACUCUAUUCAUUUAUGUUAGCAUUAAUGCACAUUUUUUAAGGAAAAAAAAACCAUGGUCUUGUUUUUACUACCUGCUAGAUAUAGUGAUAAAGAGGUGCUGGCAUGCCUUACAGCACAGAUCUGAUUUUUUAAAAUGUCCUGUCCUAGUACAUAAAUCCAGUCAUGCACUUUUUUUCAUACACUACAAGGGGAUGUGUAAUAUCCAUGCUUCUUUUUUAUCCUUAAACUAUUGCCAUACUUCAAGUAAGUGUCUUUUUAAAAAAAUUCACUUGUAUAAAAAUGGUCUGGUCAGUAUAGGGCACAGAUGCCAAACAAAAGUAUUAGUGUUAACACAAAACUGCCAACUUUGCACAAGUUUCCAGAAAAGAAAAUACAAUUAGUCACUCAACAUAACCACAGGCCAAUUUGUCGGCCACCAGAAAACCGCUUUAGAAAAAAACACUUGGUGAUUCAAGUGCCGAAUGUUAUUACAAUCAACACUGCAACCUUCUUGCUUAUAUGUUAAGUUACAUAAAAGGAAAACAAAAUUAUGUGGUGUGAAACAGCUAAGGCAUUUAUUCUUUAGAGGCUGGAUAAUAUUUCAGGAUACAAAAGCCCAAAUUACUCACUAUGGAACAAAGCUGAAUACAGUAAAAGAGUCGAGCACUCAUUCGCAAGGACCUAACCCUUAAUCCUUUAAAAAGAAAAAGUCUGAACUCGGUGGGUCUGUUGUGUGGCUAUGUAAUUUACUGCACGUUCUGCAGUAGUACUCUGAUUCAGGCUGGUUUGAUAGACAAAAUCAAAGACCUUUAACAGUGGCAGCAGCAGUACUUGGAAGCUUUGCAAACAUGUGCUGAACUUGAACUAAGCAACACUCCUUUCUGAAAAGCCAGAAGAAGGGGGUUUAAAAUAGGAUCUCUCACUGUUUAGUGUUUUGUGCUUCCCCACACGAUUUGUCAGAGAGAAAUGAAAGCAAGCCUGAAACCAAGCAAUCGAGAGUGAGAAAGAGGAGGGGAGAGGAUUCUCCAAACCUUUUCUGUUGUGUUUUGUUUUGUUUCCGAUGUUUACACAUGUUGCCUGAGCUGGUUUACCACAUCAGCUGCCUCGGCUACCACAACAUACUGACUAAAUGAUGAUAUUUACUCAAGUUCAGUCUGCAGCCAAAACCAUUAGGGUGUGAGUUGCAGACUGUGUUUUGUUGUCUUUUUUUUUUUUUAAGUGGAGGGGGAAAAAAAAGAUAAACAAGGAAUAUUUUUUGUCAAACAGUACACAGUAAUUUAAAGAGAAUGUAUUUCUUUUCUGCAUUUAAGGGCCUCAAACAUUUCUCUCAGCAGUCUAAAAGUUAGAAAUACCCCCUUUGUCUUAACUUUUAAUGUUAUUUCCAUUUUUCAUAUGUUUUGUGAUUUUUUUCUAGGUCCACAUCAGCAUUCACUUCUGUUAAAUUUGCCAAAGGAAACUGUUAACAUGUUUCUCUUUUUAUUAUUCCUGUAGGAUUUAUCGUACCUCACAGUAUUUAUUGUUUCCAAAAAUAAGCAUCAUUAGUUGAGGAUUCAGUAUUUUUCUUUGUGAAGAUUUCACAAAUGAUAGAUUCUUAAAGAUAAGCUAGAUGUGUCUAGGGGCUUUAUCUUUUCAUCUCCUUCAGAGCAUGCUAUGGGGUUCAUUUAAUUCUUCAUUUGUUCUACAGUGAGGAGAGACCAAAAGUAUUUGCAGUACAAAAGAAAUUAUAUCAGACACUAUGUCUGUUAAAUGACAAAUGUUUACGGUUAAAAAAGCUGAGGAAUUAGUGCUAACCGUUUUUGUUUUCUUGUACCUUUGAAUUCCCCAAAGUCUUAAUUGCUUUAUUUUGGUGUUGUGUUUAAUUGAAUAGACAGAGAUGUUUUCCUUUGUUUGUUUUAUACCAUAUAAGACUCUGUACAGUAUGUUUGUGAAAGACUGAACUAGAAUAAUGAAAGUUUGUUUGCAAACAUUUUGGUUCUCUUAGCGUUCUCUGUGUUGCUGCUCUUGCCCUAUUAUCCAAAUGAUUCGAUUCCAAAAGAGUGGAAAAAAAAUAUUUUUUGGUAUCCCACCAAAAGAUUAUGGAAACACUAGCUUUGGGAGUGUGCGUAGACUAAAUGACACUUUGUUUUAUGAAAAUAACAAAUUUUCAGCCAUUUUUAACAGUUACACUCUAGGUUGAAAUAUUAGAACUCAUCUUGUACAAAAAUCAGUGUUUACUCUGUUUAAUUUAAUGUCAACUAAAAGGUCAAAGAGCCCUAAUGAGUGAAUUACAUAGCUGUCAGCAGGUCACAGCAAACGAAACAGGCUUAGAACAAAUGUUUGUUACUUGCCACAAACCAGGCUAGUGUGGAUAGCCAGUUAGAACAAGCCCAGGAGUAACAAGAUUCUCAAGGUAGAAGUUCCCUUGCUCAGAGCAUGAAUGUGUUCACCUGCCUUUUGUUGGAGAAAUGGCAGUGAGUCCUGGACAACUUGCCCUUUUUAAGUCUCUCCCCUUUGCUACUGUUGUGCCUCAGGUGCCCGCAUGUUAUGGUGGCCUUCUAAGUGGGUGUAUAACAUUUUCCAAUUUAAAGCCUAUUUGCUUAAAAGGGACAGGGGGAGUGGACGGAAGUGGUCCAUAAGAUGGAGAAUCAUGAAAUGUACAUUUCUUUUAGUCCCCCAGUGUUGCUUGUUCUUGGGUGUGUGCCUGAGUGCACUGUUUGGACUUAACUCUAAAUCUAGUUAAGAUGGUGAUCUCAAGGCUUAUUUGCAAACGGGAAGGAUAAAGAGAUCAGCAUUUUAAUCACUGAGCCCUUCAUCUUUGCCCACUCAUACUCAUUUCUUUUUUCAUAGGAGUUUCCUAUUGUGAAACAGGUUCUGUUCAGCUGCCUCCAUUCUAUGCCAGCUGAAAAAGGAAUAGGGAUGCAGUUUUUUUAUCCAAGCAGCCUUUUCCCAUUUGAUUUUAACCAGCAUUUUGUCACAGGUACAAAAUUGGGCAGUAUUAUUAACGUGCAUGUUUGCUAGGUGGUGUUGAAAUGUACUGUUUUGAUCAUUUUAAACUAUGUGUUUGUAAAUAUCAGAAAGGCUUAGCCUGCUUUAGGGAGUAUUUGUGUGUUAUGGAGGGGGACGACACAGAGCAAGAAUAGAUAAUUUGGUUUUAAAAAUGUGAUAAAAAGCGGGACAUUCUUUGUUCUGCUAUUAAUUGUAUCGAAAUAAGUCAAUGCAUUUCAGAUCUUAGUCCGGCUGCCCAGUUCAGCCUGAUGCCUUUUAAAGGUUUCAAAGUGUUAAUGUUUUCCUUCUCAAGGUGACAGACAUCUUUUGAAAUUGUUUUUAGCACAAUGGCGCCACUGUCCUUGUAGUGUAAUUUCUUUGGUCAUGAAUUUCCAGGCCCUUCCAGUAAGAGAAAGGCACUUCACUGGUUAACAGCCUGUUAGUAUAUACAUUGCUCUUAAAAAAAAAAAGCAAGCUUUGAAUAUAUCAAGAAUGGGCUGGCUAUUCCAGAGGCAUUCUCCUCAUUUUACUCAGGGGAAACCAUGCGCUAGGUUCCCACCAAAUAAAAAGUGACCUUUUGUUCCCCUUCCUCUGUACACACCCCUGACGUGUGCCAAGCAAAUAAGAACGGGGGCCCUUGGCAAUUAAAACAGAAAGAAGCCAGUAAUCAGAUUGAGAUGGACAUGCUGCUAACUGCCAGCAGUUGACCUGAGCAGUCCUAACUUGCACUUGGUCUUUAGCGUUGGGUUAGAUUGACUAACAGAGUGAAUAAAGCUCAGCCCUCGUAAGACACGCUCCAUCUGCUGUCAUCAGAAACAGAUCAUCCGGAAGAAACCUUCUCUGAUCCUGUGGACACACUCCUUUUCUUGAACUUUUCAAAAUUAUGACAAAUUUCAGGGUUUUUUAAAAUCACUUAUAUUCCCCCGAACUUGGAAUAUUUAGAGGAUUUUGCUUUUCCCUCUCAUUCUUUGUCUAAUGGGAGGGGUCUGAAUGAGUACGGAGGGCAAUAAAAGGCAGGUGCCAAAGAGAAUGGAGGGGAUCACAGUUUUUUAAAGCAGAGUGAGGGCUAUUAAGUAGAGGAUUCGUACCUGCCCUGGCUUGAAGGUAACUAGAAAAGAAAAUAGUGAAGGCACUGAAACGGUCACGAGAAAAGUCUGGUGCAGCUCAGCCUAGCAGCCAGUGAGAGCACAUUGAUGCAGUGCCCCCCACGACCAGGUGCAUCACUGAACCCCAGUCUGAGGAGGGAGGAAGGAAGAAAGGAAGGCUGCUGCCUGGAAUAGCUCAAGUCCCUUUCAGAUCACGGGAGCCAGCUAGGGCAGUUGUGGAGGGGGUGUUCUUUUUUUCUUUUCUUUCUUUUUUUUGGAGUGGGAAGUGAUGCUAGAGUCCCUUAGGGAACAAAAAGAUCCAUUGGGUCAACUAGGUCCUAGAAAAGUCCAAUGGUCAAACCAAGCUCUAGUUGUGACAAGUGGAGUUGAAGGGCAUGGUAGCCAGCAUGGAUCUGUUCUUUCUCCAUCAUUACUGUGGCUUGCCCCCGUAGCCGUGGUUGUAAUGCUAUGUGGCUAAAGAUCUGUUGAUCAAAAUGUGAGCUCAUUCACCUUUCUACGAAGCAUAAGAGUAACUUUUCUGUUUUCAUAUUUUCCCUCCAAGCUGAACUGUGUGUGGUAGGUAGCCUUGCUUAUGUUAGCGUUAAGGCCAUAUCUGCUCUGUCCUAUAGUUGGAGAGUUGCUCACUGUAAACAUUAAUUUUCCAUUAGUAUUAUGUAAAUCCAGCUGUAAAACUGACUAGUGAAUUAAUCUAACAUCACUCUUGCCCAGACACCCAUCCUUUCCUGUGUCCUCCCAUUAUCCUCAUUCUUCCCACAUUUUGCACAAAAAUUAUGUUUAUGGUCAUUCGGCAAUAACUGGACAUCAAAUAGUGUCUUUUUGGCAUUUGUUGAAAAAUCCAAAUGCCUAAUAACAGGGGGUUUAAAAAAAAAGCUAAGCAUUUUUACAAGUACACUGAAUUGGAUCAGCAUUAUUGUUCAUUAUAAUGCUAUAUAUUUUUUUGAAGUAACGUACUAUAGUUGUCAUAAAACUAUCUUUAUUCUUCUCCUCUGAAGUGUUGUAAAUUCAUUUGACCUUUACUGCAAAAAAAAAAAAAAAAAAUCUUUUCUAUAUAGUGUAUCAAGACAAGGCUCAGUUUGUAACAAAUAGU